AUGAACUCAUACCGAAAAAAACUUAUUGAAUCUUUAAUUAUUAAUUACUGGAAUCAAAAGAUGAUUUCUAAAAACACAGGGUUUUACAAUUGUCUUCAACAAAUUGGCACGAAGAUUAAUUUGACUUCAGAUGAUAAGUGGGAAGUUCAUAGACUUUACUAUAGUACACUUUCAACUCUUAGUGAAGAAAGCUCAAUCAGCCAAGCAGUGAGAAAAAAGAUGGAAGCCGAGAAAAAAGAUUUUAUGGAGGAAGAUACGAAUGAAAUUGCAGAGGAAAAGGAUGAAACCACAGAUGAAUAUGCCUGCAUUGAGAAUGAAGUGUUUGAUGUGGAAAAUAACAAAGGUGAUGAUGAUUCUACCACACAUAACCAAGCACUUGUUCCAAAUGAAGACAUCCAAUUUGUUGAAAGAGAUGAUCUGGAUGCCAUAUAUCAAACUUGA
Molecule: messenger RNA, 441 nt
Organism: Entrophospora candida
Lineage: Eukaryota; Fungi; Glomeromycota; Glomeromycetes; Entrophosporales; Entrophosporaceae
Source: the annotation of a GenBank genome assembly